AUGAUAUAUUUAACUUCUCUCUAUCUUUUAAAUUCAGUAUUGGGACAACUAACUUAUGAUUCUGGAUUAUUUUCUGGAUUUAGUUCAUCUUGUGCUAAUGGACGAAUAGAAACUAAGACUAUUUCAUUUCAUGGAAUAUUUGAUAAUAUUCCUUAAGUUAUAUUGGGGCUUGAACAUCUUGAUAUGUAUUUUGGAGCAGAUUUUAGAAUUCAGACUCAAAACAUUAAAAAGAAUAGUUUUGACUUGCAAAUUGAAUGUUUAACAAGUACUACCUUAUGGACAAUAAAGUAUUAUUGGUAUGCAAUCGAUGAUAGCAGAAUCUAAGUCAUAAAUAACUUUAAUAUGGUGAAUGUAAAUGAUAAAACAUUCGAUCACUUGAAUCCAAAUGCUAAUUAUGGGAUAUUGUCUUUCAUCAGCAUGGGAGUGACAGGGAACGUUGAUUUUAAGUUGUCAAUAACUUCAAUUACUCCAUCUUAGGUUUCAGUGGGCAUCACUAAAGUCGCUGGAAAAUUUACAAACUUAAACCAAAUUGGAUAUUAAAUUAUAUUGGGGAUUCAAGAAGCAUUCUAUGACACAAAAAUACUAAAACAUACAAGUGAUUAUGAUAGUGGAACUGUUACUUAGCAAUAAGAUAGAUGGCUAUUUUUGGCUUAUAAUGGACUACAAUUAAGUUCAAGUUUCAGACAAAAAUCUAUUCGUACAUAAGUUUCCAAAUCCUACACAGUUGAGACAUGGUACGGUACCUACGUUGUGAAUUAUCACUUGAGUAGUUGGGUAGCCUAUCAAUAUACAACCGAAUUUAAGGCCUUUUUGUGUUUCACUUUAAGAAUAUCUUAAUCUCUUGACAUGGAAGUAUCCUAAAAACCUUCUAUAUUUGUUGAAAUCAGUGAAUUAAAUUAAUCAUUCUAAUCAUCAUCAUACUUAUUACUUGAGAAAACAGUAAGCCUUUUAAGUUUCAAAAUAUAUAUGAAAUGCGUUAAAACAAAGACAAUUGUUAGUCAAUUUCUUAAAUGUUAGAAUUGCUCAACCAGUAACAAAUUUUACUUAUUCUCGCAUUAUUGCCAUGGUUAAAUUGAUGCAGUUACAUAUUUUCCAAAAUUUUAAUUGAUUGAGUCUUCAUAUAAAGAAUUAAACAUUAAUUUUUUAGUUGACAGGCUAACAAUUACUUAAACCUUAUUUAAUUAAAUUCAAUCUAUAGAAACACUUGUGGAAAUAAAAUUUAAAGUUUGA
Messenger RNA from Paramecium tetraurelia, 1230 nucleotides. RefSeq lists its product as uncharacterized. The record is from RefSeq and is a predicted model, not a curated record. NCBI's taxonomy places the organism in Eukaryota, Ciliophora, Oligohymenophorea, Peniculida, Parameciidae. The transcript is spliced from 4 exons. Gene Ontology annotation, biological process: cell adhesion. Gene Ontology annotation, molecular function: carbohydrate binding.